Aspergillus caelatus is the source of this 1569-nucleotide messenger RNA. Its product is annotated as cation transport protein-domain-containing protein. The transcript has 4 exons. Bases 1 to 1569 code for a protein of 522 amino acids. Gene Ontology annotation, cellular component: plasma membrane. The record is from RefSeq and is a predicted model, not a curated record. Gene Ontology annotation, molecular function: high-affinity potassium ion transmembrane transporter activity. Gene Ontology annotation, biological process: intracellular potassium ion homeostasis; potassium ion import across plasma membrane. NCBI's taxonomy places the organism in Eukaryota, Fungi, Ascomycota, Eurotiomycetes, Eurotiales, Aspergillaceae.
AUGCCGCCCAGAGAUCACCAACAGCUAGCCGAGAUCUCAGAGCAACAUGCAGACAAAACCUGUGUCUCAGCUAAUAUUGUACAAAAUCCUUGCGCAGCGGUUCAUCCUAAGAAGGCUAUCUCCAAUGCUCAUAUUCGCUCCCCAUCCAGAGUUGACUACCUACAUCCCGAUUCAGCUGUCCAACCGAAUUCUAGACGUCAAUCCGACAUGCGUGGAAAAGAGGAGUCUCUCAGCCUACAGCGCAAGGAAGGCCGUAACUCUUCCUUCUAUCAUCUCACUAAGAAGGAACGCCAUAGAGUGGGUGGUGUUGAGUAUCGAGCUGUUUGCCUGUUGGUGAAAAUUGUUCCGAUCUACCUUGUCAUGUGGCAAUUGCUUGGAGGGCUGGGCAUAGGAGCCUACAUCGCGACCAAGAAAGCUGUAAUAACAGAGACAAAUGGGGUCAAUGCUUGGUAUGUAUUCCCAUAUUUUGGAUAUGUCUGCCGCAAGUUCUUGGAAGACUCACUCGUCUGUUUAAGGUGGGCAGGGAUAUUUUUUGCUGUAUCAGCAUUCAACAAUUCGGGCAUGAGCCUUGUGGAUUCGAACAUGGUCCCUUUUCAGUCGUCUAUAUAUAUGCUCAUAACAAUGGGUCUGUUAAUCCUGGCAGGCAAUACAUGCUAUCCGAUAUUCCUCCGUUGCAUAUUAUACGUAUUACUCCAAAUGCUACCGGAAAAUGACUACUUCAGCCAUUCUCGUCACACGUUACGUUUCUUGCUCGACCAUCCGCGACGGUGCUAUACCAACAUAUUCCCUUCUCGCCACACUUGGUGGCUCCUAUGCGCUGUCAUGGCUUUGAAUGGCCUCGACUGGGCCGCCUUUGAAGUAUUGAAUAUUGAUAAUCCAUCCGUCAACAAAAUACCUCCUGGACCACGUGCAUUAGACGGGCUGUUUCAGGCGCUAUGUGUUAGGACUGGCGGUUUCUAUAUCGUCGCCAUAUCAUCACUUCAGAUCGGAACACAGGUCAUCUACGUUGUCAUGAUGUAUAUAGCAGUCUAUCCCGUGGUGAUUACUAUGCGCAGCUCCAACGUGUACGAGGAGCGAAGCCUAGGGAUCUACGCCAGAGAGCCGACUUCAAAAGCUAAUUCAUUGGAUCAGCAACAGGAAAAGUCGCCAAAGACCGUUCCCUCAAGUCGACUUUACUUUAUUAAACAGCAACUCCACGUCCAAUUAGCAUACGACAUAUGGUGGCUCGCACUAGCGGUGAUCAUUAUCUCCAUUGUCGAAGCGGGAAGUUUCACCCGAGACCCAGUCGUAUACUCUGUCUUUAAUAUCAUCUUCGAGACUAUCAGCGCCUACGGAUGUGUGGGUAUUACUACCGGGCUCCCAGACCAGGCGUAUAGUUUCUCGGGUGGCUGGCACUCUCUGAGUAAGGUGGUUCUUUGUGCUGUGAUGCUUCGCGGCAGACAUCGCAGCCUACCGGUGGCUAUUGAUAAAGCGAUCAUGUUGCCUGGAGACUAUCUGGAGCGGGUCGAGGAGGAAGAUGCCCAUAUCCGAAUGGAGCGCUCUUUGGAACAGGAACGUGGGAAUGUGUAG